GGCCGGGCGGCGCAGCCCCCUGCAGAGGGGCCGUACCGUCCCGAGCCGCUCCGUCCCGAGCCGUCCCGAGCCUCUCCGCUCCGCUCCGUCCCGAGCCGUCCCGAGCCGAGCCGGGAGCCGCGGGCCCGCCGGUGGCGGUGGCGGCGCGGUGCGGAGCGGGGCGCAGCAUGAGGCCGCGGCCCCCCCCGCACCAUGGAGGGCUUCGCCGCCCGCACCUACGGCACCGGCGGGCCGGACAGCCGGCCGCUCUUCGGGGAGACCUCGGCCAGGGACAGAAUCAUCAAUCUAGUUGUCGGCGGCUUGACGUCCUUGCUGCUCGUAGUCACUCUCAUCAGUGCUUUUGUCUUCCCGCAACUACCUCCAAAACCCGUGAACGUAUUUUUCGCUUUCUGCAUCUCCCUGUGUUGCAUUUCUGUCGGCAUACUUAUCUACUGGUAUCGACAAGGAGACCUGGAACCUAAAUUCAGGAACCUGAUUUACUAUAUAUUAUUUUCUAUCGUCAUGCUAUGUAUAUGUGCCAACCUGUACUUCCAUGAAGUGGGUAAAUGACGGACAUGGGGAAUGCCCAGCACUGACACUACUGGACCGGACUGCUUUCAGCUCAGCUCUCAGCUCUACCUGAGCCAUUGAAGUGAAGACAAUCAGCCUGAGAGGAAAGAAGUGGGUUGUGCAAGGCUCAAUCAGUACAUGAUUUUCAUGUAAAUGUAUAUGUAAUGUCCCUCUUGUCGGGGAGAAUUAUUGCCAUAAGAUGUGACAUUCUGCUUUUUUCUGAAGAGCUACUGUUGCACUUAAUGAACAUUCCAGUUGUACUGACGUUUCAGAAUGGCACAAGCUUUUUCAUUUUGGAAAAAAAACCUGCAUUUUUUAUUACUGUACAAAUAAACUGCAGCAUUGCAAGGGUCUGUAGCAGUAUAAAUAAAUAGCAUCUUACAGUUACAUAA
Oxyura jamaicensis (ruddy duck) is the source of this 941-nucleotide messenger RNA. It is a transcript of the gene TMEM243, whose product is annotated as transmembrane protein 243. The coding region runs from base 193 to 549 and encodes 118 amino acids. The transcript is spliced from 4 exons. NCBI's taxonomy places the organism in Eukaryota, Metazoa, Chordata, Aves, Anseriformes, Anatidae. The record is from RefSeq and is a predicted model, not a curated record.